This is a messenger RNA of Setaria italica (foxtail millet), 1373 nucleotides long. RefSeq names its product protein CHAPERONE-LIKE PROTEIN OF POR1, chloroplastic. The record is from RefSeq and is a predicted model, not a curated record. The transcript is spliced from 5 exons. Bases 157 to 948 code for a protein of 263 amino acids. NCBI's taxonomy places the organism in Eukaryota, Viridiplantae, Streptophyta, Magnoliopsida, Poales, Poaceae. Gene Ontology annotation, cellular component: chloroplast membrane.
UCCGUCGUCCCGCACGAUCCUAUCCUCCUAUCACCGCACAUCUUCUCCGUCUCCUCCCGCCGACCUCGCCUCCCUCACCGCCUCCGGCCCGCCGCGCUCCCGCCCCCGCCUCCCCCAGCCCCACCCCGACCACGCGCCCUCGCCGCGGCGGCGGAGAUGCAGGCCGCUGCCGCCUUCAACCGGGCAGCCUUCACCGCCCGCCCGCUCCACCGCCGCUCGAGGCCUCCCCUCCACAUAACUGGGGCGGAGGAUGGUCCGGCGGGGAGAAGAGGCGCGCUCCUGACGCGGCUCCGGUGCUCCGGAAGCCUCUCCGUCGGCGCCGGCGGCUACGGCAGAGAGCGAGUUCCAGUGUUUCCUAGACAACAAUCAUGGGACCCCUACAAGCUUCUUGGUGUUGAUCAUGAUGCAUCCGAAGAAGAGGUCCGGAGCGCACGGAAUUUUCUUCUAAAACAAUAUGCUGGGUAUGAAGAAAGCGAAGAGGCUAUUGAGGGUGCUUAUGAUAAGAUAAUAAUGAAUAGCUACUCUCAUCGUAAGCAUUCCAAAAUCAAUCUUAAAAGCAAGCUAAAAAAGCAAGUUGAAGAAUCCCCAUCAUGGGUUAAGGCACUGCUUGGAUAUUUUGAGGUGCCAUCACUGGAGAUUAUUUCAAGGAGAUUUGCUUUUUUUGGUUUCAUUGCUGGGUGGAGCAUUGCAACUUCUGCUGAGACUGGGCCUGCAUUUCAGCUUGCGAUGUCACUCGUAUCAUGCAUAUACUUCCUCAAUGACAAGAUGAAGAACCUUGUCAGGGCAUCUGCCACAGGGCUUGGAGUCUUUGUGGGAGGCUGGAUCUUAGGUUCUUUACUUGUCCCAGUCCUACCAGCUUUCAUCAUCCCACCUACAUGGUCCAUUGAGCUCCUUACUUCGCUGAUGGCUUACGUUUUCAUGUUCUUGGGUUGCACUUUCCUCAAGUGAAACUUUGCAACAGUCACCCAGUUGGAAAUUUGUUCUUGCUGACAUCUCCAUUGCAGUCCAAACUUCCGAUGGGUGAGCCGACCUCACAGUUUUGGUCAGAGAGUAUAUGAUCUAUGUGGAACUGUACCUUGCGUCCUUGCCCCAGGAUGGUUCAGACUUCAGAUACAUCAGAACCCCAGGAUAGUUCAGACUUCAGAUACAUCAGACACAUACGUAUUUUAGGUGUGUACGUUUUUGUUGUCCCCUUUAGCCUUAACCAAGUGUAUUGAUUAGUGUUGUACUACCCAUAGCUAGUUGAUUAACUCAUAUAGUACGUUGGCAAAGCAGGCAUGUGUGUUUUUUCUACCUUUACAUGUGCGUCCCAUAGUUGAAAUCAAACAUUGCUGCAGCAAUGUAACGUCUUGUUGGCUUGAUUGCGCUGCUCC